This is a messenger RNA of Priapulus caudatus, 1325 nucleotides long. RefSeq lists its product as uncharacterized. NCBI's taxonomy places the organism in Eukaryota, Metazoa, Priapulida, Priapulimorpha, Priapulimorphida, Priapulidae. The transcript is spliced from 5 exons. Bases 121 to 774 code for a protein of 217 amino acids. The record is from RefSeq and is a predicted model, not a curated record.
UUCGUGAGCACUUAAAUCACGUGACCCGAUACCGCGUCAGUUUGACUCGAAAAAAGUUCUAGUUGGCUCAUUUUCUAUCUUUGCCGUAUUUUAUCGUGAAUUGUCGGUUCCACAACAACUAUGGAAAUAUACCGUGACGUGGAAGGCUCUCAAUUGUCAAGUUUCUCUGACAGAAACAGUGGGACUGUGAAAGGUAAGACCUUUCAACCAACACCUAGCAGGCAAACAUCAGCAGUCCCACGACAUGCGUUAGGGAAUGUGAGCAACAUAAAGUUUCAAGCAAUAAACAAGCAGAACAGCAAGAGUAUAUCAGAAACCCCGCUCCGGCAAUGUGUGAAAUCCUCUUCAAAUGUGGACAAACAACAGAUACCGGCACUCAAACAAACAUUGAAGUCUGUCUCUUGUGCCAGAGUAUCUUCACCAGUUAAAGUGCCUGGCGACAGCUAUCCGGAAAUAGAAAUCAUGCAUGUCACUAAGGAUGAACCAGAUGAUUUCGAGAGCGUCUGGCCAAGGGCACAGCGCAUAAGCACAUACGUAUCAGAAUUCUGCAGCUGGAGACCGAGUUACCCUCCACUAGCUAGCAAUAAUGACAUAGAAGGUAGUGACGAGGAGUGGUCACGGCCCACGUUGGAGCUAAUUCUACGACCUUACAACCAAACCCCAAUUUCUGGUAUUGAUGGCACUGUUGAGGCAAUAGAAACAACUGAUGUCUCACAGUUUAUGAGAGAAUUAGAUGAGCUAUCGAGUCUGCCAUCAGAAGAGGAGCUCUGGUAAAUGAUUGUACACAUGUAGUAUCAAGACGACCCUUGUAAGGAAUUCUAUGUUAGUAUAGCAGUGGUAAAGAACUUUAUUUUAAUUAUUAACAUCAUUUGAAAAAAAUAUAUUUGUUUUAAGAAAAGGGAAACUAGUUAUUUUGUGGAUGCAUUGCUAUAAAAGGCAUCAAGAAUGAUUCAGACAUAACCAGUUUAGACAAAAUCAAAAUCUGUUGCUAGUGCCAUCUCAUUGUGAAGUAAUGCUUCUGAGGCCUGUUGUCAGACUCAUUCUGGAUUUAGGAUCUCAUAACUAGUUAUGAGCCUGACAGUGGGCCUGUGGUAGUUCAGGCAGUAAUUGCUUAAUGAAAUAUAACAGAGCAAAAAUUAAAGCACUGCUGUAAUUGCCAUUGACAUCCGAUUAUUUCUAUUCCUUUUUUUAAUGUAUGUCGAUAUCUAACUAUUGUAAAUAACUUUUACAGCAUUGUGUAGCCAUGCUAUAAAGAACAUGUUUGAAAGCAUUUUUAUCAUACAUAAUAUAUAUAUACUUGUGUGAAUAAAUAUUUUAGUUAGGAA